Messenger RNA from Notodromas monacha, 474 nucleotides. The record is from the annotation of a GenBank genome assembly. Lineage: Eukaryota; Metazoa; Arthropoda; Ostracoda; Podocopida; Cyprididae.
AUGAAGAUCGAGCAGUGCUCGUUUAGUGGGUACAAGAUCUACCCUGGCCAUGGGAAACGCAUGGUGAAAGCCGACGGGAAAAUCUUCCAGUUUCUCAACUCCAAGUGCGAAGCUGCCCACAUGCUGCGUCGGUCCCCGCGCGAAGUCCCGUGGACUGUGCUCUACCGCCGGAAGCACAAGAAGGGCCAAGAAGAGGAGACCAUCAAGAAGAAGACCCGCAAGACCACAAAGUUCCAGCGCGCCAUUGUUGGUGCCACGCUGACGGACAUCAUGGCCAAGAGGAACCAGAAGCCGGAGUUCAGGAAGGCGCAGCGAGAGCACGCUAUUCGCGCGGCCAAGGAGAAGACGCGUACGUUGAAGGCGACCAAAAAGGCGGCGCAGGCCCCGCCGAAGGCGGCGAAAACGACGGCGCCGAAAACCAAGACGGUGAAGCCUGUGCAGAAGGGGGCGCCACGCGUUGGUGGAAAGCGAUGA